Messenger RNA from Lonchura striata (white-rumped munia), 1774 nucleotides. RefSeq names its product RP9 pre-mRNA splicing factor (gene RP9). Lineage: Eukaryota; Metazoa; Chordata; Aves; Passeriformes; Estrildidae. Gene Ontology annotation, biological process: RNA splicing. The record is from RefSeq and is a predicted model, not a curated record.
GGGGCCGCGCCGUCCGCCGCGGCUCUGGCCGCCGCGCCUAUGGCCCAGCGGGCGCCCCGGGGCCAGGGGCAGGACGAGGAGGAGGGAGCCGAGGAGGAGGCGGUGAGGGGCAGCCAGGCGAGGGCCAGGAGCCAUGUGGAGCCCGCGGCGAGCGGCGGCAGGAGCCAGGAGCGGCAUGAGAGGAAGCGGAAGAGGCAGGAGGCGCAGCAGCUGCAGAAGAUCCAGCACCUGGAGUCUUUCUAUGAGAAACCUCCCCCUGGGCUAAUUAAGGAGAAUGAAACAAAACCAGAAGACUGCAUACCUGAUGUACCAGGCAAUGAAAGUGCACGAGAAUUCCUGGCACAUGCCCCAACAAAAGGGCUUUGGAUGCCUUUGGGAAAAGAAGUCAAAGUUAUGCAGUGUUGGAGAUGUAAACGUUAUGGACACAGAACAGGAGAUAAGGAAUGCCCAUUCUUUAUUAAAGGCAAUCAGAAAUUGGAACAAUUUAGAGUAGCACAUGAAGAUCCAAUGUAUGAUAUAAUAAGGGAAAAUAAGCGUCAUGAAAAAGAAAAGAGGAUACAGCAACUGAAGCAGCUCCUGGAGGACUCUACCUCAGAAUCUGAUAGCAGUGAUGACAGUGAUGAGGAUGAUGAAGAUGGCAGCAGCUCCACUUCCUCAGACCAUAAACACAAGAAAAAAAAGAGAAAAAAGGAAAAGAAAAAGAAAGAAAAGAAGAAGAAGAAAAAGAGGAAGCGUAAAUUAUCCAAAUCAAAUGACAAGUCAGAGUCUGACUGACAGCAGUCACCUGCUGCAUGCUCAUUGACCUCUCUACUUGUGAACUGCGAAGAAAGAUCCAAAGAAUGAGGAGGAAAACACCAGAAAGGGCUUUAUUAAACUUGGAACAUACAUGUGUAUGCAUACAGCUUCCUACACUGGCAUCCACUUCUGCCCCUCUGCAGCCAGAAAGAAGAAAGCUGCUUUAAACCAUAUCUUUGUGCUGUAAAACCCAUGCUGAGACUCAUCCAGCUUGGUCAGAUGGGGCCUCUGCAUUGCUGCCUGUGACCAGCAGCAGAAAGCAGCAACCACCAAGGGAUUACUGACAAACCUGUAGCAGACUGUCUGUUGAAGUGUCUUUACUCCAUGAAGUUACUUUGUUAUACAAAGCCUCAUUGUAACAGGACUGCACAUUGCACCAUGCAGAGCACUGAGGGUUCCCUUACAGUGCUUGUACUGUAUUUUCUUCUGCGCAUACUUGCUGAAGUUCUGUGUACUUAUCCUAAUAUUGGCAGCUAGGGAAAUAAAGAGUUCUGCUGCAGGGGAAAAAAGGUAAUCAAGGGGAUUUACUUCGAGACAAAAUUGCAGCAUCAAGAAGACUUGAGUUUUUGUUGUUUUUUUUUUUUGGUGUGUGUGUAAUAAAAUCUCAGUAUCACCAUCAUUAAUGCACAGUUCUGAAACACCUAAAGUGAAACAUCUACAGCAUCUAAACCAUAGAAGUGGGAGCCAAGUGUAAUGAUGUUAAAUAUUCAACUUAACUGUAAAGAGGUAGUAGGUUUAGUUAUUUUAAAAGGGGGGUUCAUUGUAAGAAAUUAAAAAGAUGAUUUUUUGCAUAUUCUGCAGUAUCAGUUGUUUUGAUACAAGUUGAGGGAGAUAUGAUACAGCUCUAAUACUGCAGAGUGGACAUUAACAGCAAAUUCAAGGAACCAUAGACUACAAUGCAGCUAUUUUUUUAUUUUCUUCAAAGCUUUGGAAGAGAGGACAAGGGAAUGUAUAAAUUAAAAUGUUUUUUUCUCCCUCC